Catharus ustulatus (Swainson's thrush) is the source of this 2819-nucleotide messenger RNA. It is a transcript of the gene RFLNB, whose product is annotated as refilin B. The transcript has 3 exons. Gene Ontology annotation, cellular component: actin filament bundle. Gene Ontology annotation, biological process: negative regulation of chondrocyte development; negative regulation of bone mineralization involved in bone maturation; actin filament bundle organization. The coding region runs from base 56 to 685 and encodes 209 amino acids. Lineage: Eukaryota; Metazoa; Chordata; Aves; Passeriformes; Turdidae. The record is from RefSeq and is a predicted model, not a curated record. Gene Ontology annotation, molecular function: filamin binding.
CGGGGAGCGCAGCGCGGGCAGCGGCCGGGCCGGGGCGGGCAGCGGCGGCUCGGCCAUGGUGGGGCGGCUCAGCCUUCGGGAGGUGCCCGACCUCCCGGACAUGAGGAAACGGGGCGAUUCUGGCCUCGACAGCCCCGACUCGGGCUUGCCCCCCAGCCCCGGCCCGGCCCCGCCGCCCUGGCUGCUCCCCUCGGGCAGCCCCGACCGCGCCGCCGCCAACGGGAGCGCGGAGCCCGAGUCCUCCGCGCCCUCCGCCGCCAGUUCUGUGUUCUCCCCCAGUCCCGUUCUCUCCAGCUGCCCUCCAAGAUUGUGUCCUUUAUCCUUUGGAGAAGGAGUUGAGUUUGACCCUUUACCAGCCAAGGAAAUAAGGUACACGUCCUCGGUGCGCUACGGCUCGGAGCAGCGUUUCAUCGCCGCCGUGUUCCUGCCGCUGGGGCUGAGCGUGGCCUCGUGCAGCCAGACCAUCGUGUGCGUGCCCGACUGCUCCUGGCGCAGCUACAAGAGCGAGGUGCGCUUCGAGCCGCGCCACAAGCCGCGGCGCUUCAGCAGCACCACCAUCAUCUACCCCAAGCACGCCAAGACUGUCUGCACCACCACGCUGGACUACAACUGCCGCAAAACCGCGCGCAGGUUCCUGGCCAGCGUGGAGCUGGAGAGCUCCGAGUGCCUCAGUGACAGCUGCUGACACUGCUCCCACACCCAUCCAUCCAUCCUUCCAUCCUUCCAUCCAUCCAUCCAUCCAUCCUGGGCGGCUCUGCUGGCUCCACCACGUCCUCUCUCUCAGCUCUUAGCUCUGCUUCACGGUUUGGGGUUUUUUUUUUGGGUGGUUUAGUGAGGGGUGUCGCUGCUUUGGCUGCUGGAGUUGUGGGUUCUCUCUUCUUCCCGCAGUAAUCAGGUGAAAAUAUCAGGAGGUGUUUAUUGCUGGUGGGUAAGGAGGGUGUGGGGGUCGGUGUGAUGUGCAGAAUGUAAAAGCAGCUCGCUGUGCUGCAGGGAAUCCAGCAGGGUGGUCACACUCAGGGCUGUCAAACAUUUCAGUUCAGAUCGUGUUUUCUCCCCUGGAAAUUGCUGGGAAGGGCUAGCAGAGAAAAACCCAGAACUGUGCAUUUAACACAUCCCAAAUGUUAACACACCCCUUGUGUGAAGGUGUAGAUUGGGAGAGCAGAGCAGGGGACAAACUGCUUGUGCAGCUGCAGGCAACAGAGACAGGGCUGUGUGAUUGCAGCUCCUUGGCUGGGUUCUGUGUGACACUCAAGUGUUUCUGUGCCUGCAGCAGCGCUGGGAACAGAGAAUACCAGCCCAGAAAUCAUCCCUGUGUUGUUGGAUCUUGGUGAUGUGGAAAACCACAAGUGCCUUGUUUAUACCCACACUGUGUGCACUGAAGGAGCUGCAACCAAAGCAAAGUUCACACCAAGUGCUGGGGCCCAGGAUGGCAGAGGAGGUGCUGGAUGGGCUGUGAGCCCCUGAUGAGGUGGGAUGGGGAGGGGGAAACAGGAGCAGGGCACAGGCAGGUCUGCAGUGCACAGCAAAAUCCACAGUUCUGCUUGUUGUGUGCACAAAUCCUUGGGAUUGGGGAUGUCCCUGGGAUGGGGCAGCCUCUGCCUGUCUGCAGGCUGCUGAAAAAACCUCUCCUGAGGGCGUGGUGAGUUUGGGGACCAAAGGGAAUAGCUUCAGAUACCGUGGGAGUUCUGUCUGGGUGUUAGUGCGUUCGUUUAUCGUGUGCCUUGAUGAAAAUAAGACAGAGAGGUUUCCUUCUUUUCCCAGAUUUUUUUUUUCCCCCUGUGUUGACAGAGCAUUAUGUGGAGAGCAUCUGCUUUGGGGAGCGUGGGUUGUGCUGGUUUUUGUGUGGUGUAGUCUCAGAAACACCUGGUAGAUAGACCUGGCUUAGCUGGGCACGGCUUUUCCGUGUGUUCCCAAACUCCUCCGAGGUGUGGGUGUGCACCAGCAGUCCUGGAGCAGCUGGGAAGGAGGAUUUGGCAGUGCACAGCCCCAGGGGUGAGUUCUGUCAGGGGCAGCCUGUUCCUGGGCCGUGCUUUUCGUGUGUUUGUGCAAGUGUGAUGGAUGGAGUGGAAGUGGAUCCCGGGGUGCUGAGAGGAGCUGGGAGAUGGAGAGUGCAGCAGGAGGGAAACCUUGAGUUUGUGUGGUUUGGGGGGGUUUAUUGCUGUUAGGGGGUUUUUACUUAUUUAUUAGCUCAGAAAAGCACACCCUUCAGCUUUGGGACUUGCAGCUCGUAAAGCAGCCCCAGGAUGAGAGAGGACACGGGGGGCUCUGGAGCCAGGCGUCACCCUGGGACGUUUGGGCUGCAAGAAUGGGGAGAUGUGUCUCGAACAGAUGAUGCAAUUCUGCCCCAGCUGUGCCCCAGGAUGUCCUUGUGGUGUAACAGCAGGCCCAGCUCACCCCACAGCCCCUGGGGUUCCUCAGUUUCCCCUGCAGGAUGGGGUUGCUCCAUCCCUCACUGCUGGAUCCCAGGAGAUCCUGGGUGCUCCCAGCAGAUGAAUCCACUUGGAACACAUCUAAGAGAAAAUUGUUUGAAGUUGUAACCAUUACUCCUUCCUAGUUAGAAGCAGAAUAACCCACACAGUGCCCCUCACACUCUGGUUUUAGGAUAAAGCACCUGAUUUUUAUAAAGCAAGCAAACUUAAUGUGUACCUCUUAAGAAUAUUUUAAUUGGUAGAGAUACCUUUUAAAUUAUUUAUGUUCCAACAUUUGCAAAGCUCUGAUUAACUCUGUGCAAGUGUUCUGGUGUCUGUGAUGUUUCCCACCCCCUCCUUCUGAUUUUCAAUUUGUCUUUUACUUUAUUGGUAAUAAAUGAUCUGAAAACC